AUGGGGAUAAAUUAUUCUAAAUUUCGAUCUUCUACCAUAUUUCAGAAUCUCAGACAUUCAGUUAGUUCAAUUAAUUUAAGUAGUCCUCCACUAAUAAAAAAAAAUUUUCGGGAAGAUUUUAAAUUUAUAGAUGGUAGAAGAUAUCAUAAUGUUGAAAACAUUUAUUAUUUUUUUCCAAAUGAUGAGCAAGAAAUAGAUAGAUUACAAUUACAACAUUAUAUGAUGAGAUUUAUCUGGUGUUCGAAUUUUUCUUCUCCUGUACGUGAUCUUUUAGAAGAAGGUGAUGCUCAUGUUCUUGAUGUUGGGUGUGGACCAGCUACUUGGGUUUUAGAAAUGGCUUCUGAUUUCCCAAAAUGCGUAUUUACAGGCGUUGAUAUUGUACCAGUAAUGCCAUUAACAAUUAAACCUCAGAAUGUGAAUUUUAUAGAAGCAAAUUUACUAGAAGGACUCCCAUUUCCAGAUGAUCAUUUUGAUUUUACUUACAUAAGAUUUCUCAAUUGCGCAUUUCCUUUUAAUCUUUGGUCAACUCAUGCUAUUCCAGAGUUAAUUCGUGUGACAAAACCGGGUGGAUAUAUCGAAAUAAUGGAAUGGGAAGUAGAAGUUUGUUAUCAAGGUCCAAUUACAAGAGGGUUCAUGGAUGCACACGUUAGAAUACCUGAAAAGAUGGCCUCUUUCCUACAAGAUUCUAACAAACUAAAAAAUAUAAAUCAUGAAUUUCGAGAUAGUCCAAUUGGUAAACAUGGUGGUAAAGUUGGUACAUUAGCUCUUGAAAAUUCUAUAUCUGCUUUUAAACUUUGUGAGGUAAAGUUUGCUGAGGAUCUUGGACUGUCAUUAGAAGAGUAUAAUGCACUUUUUGAUUAUUAUAAAAAAGAAGUUGAUGAAUAUAAAUCUCAAAUUAGAACUCAUAGAUUUUGGGCCGAAAAGAUUUAA
Dentiscutata heterogama is the source of this 930-nucleotide messenger RNA. Lineage: Eukaryota; Fungi; Glomeromycota; Glomeromycetes; Diversisporales; Gigasporaceae. The record is from the annotation of a GenBank genome assembly.